Molecule: messenger RNA, 898 nt
Organism: Pocillopora damicornis (cauliflower coral)
Lineage: Eukaryota; Metazoa; Cnidaria; Anthozoa; Scleractinia; Pocilloporidae
Source: RefSeq, a predicted model, not a curated record
AUAUACAACAGAAUUCGAAAGCACCUGGGCAAUUAUGCUAAAACAAUUAUUCGCCUCAGGCUCAGGGAAGAUUUUUUUAACAAUUUCCUCGACCUCGUCUCGGGAAUUAUUGAACAAUAUUCACUUAGCCUUCAGCGAAUAAUUGUUAGUUACAAGGAAAACAACUUUUCCGCUAAUUCCUUCAACUAACUUGAGCCACGAUAUGUUGAUUUCUGACUUUCUGUUUGAUCCACUCUCUUUGUAGCUUUUACUUGGACAAUUGCCACACCAUAUUUAGAAUAUCCAGCUGUUUUUCAACUCACAUGAAGCGGGAAAAAUGGAGACAGAAAAAAAGGAGACGGUUGUAGAGUGCGGCACUCAAGUGGAUAUACGAGAUUUCGCAAUCCGCACGUGUACAAGCGUGGCAGUACAAGUUGAACCUAGUGACUUUCAAACCGUCCAAGAAGUAACGAAGGACAGCGACGCCUUACCGCUUCUGACAACCCAGCCAUCCAGAGAGGAAUUCGUCGAGAAAGCGAACCCGGAAUACCGCUGCGAUUACUGCUAUGGAUGCUUAUUUUGUGAAAAGGGACAUGCGUGGUAUAGCAUUCGUGGUAAAGCCUGCCUCUGGGUGUUACUUCUAACGCCAGGGUACCUUAUAUUGGGCGUGUUUCUGUUACCCUUCUUCAUUCUAAUGGGUAUAGCUUACUGCGUCGCUGCCGCCAUAGAAUGACUUGUUGUUGGCGUAUUCAACGUUUUGCUCAAAUCAAGAGCGUACGAGAGAAAUGGAUGGACAUUUGUUGAAAAAGCGUAUAUAUAAAAAAUCAUUUUCGACUUCUCAGAUGUGCUAUUAUUUAUUGCGACAAAAAAAAAAACGUUUAUGGUGUGUGCAAAUGUAAAUAAAAUUUUCAAAUAUAGA